Metschnikowia bicuspidata var. bicuspidata NRRL YB-4993 is the source of this 2229-nucleotide messenger RNA. It is a transcript of the gene ADE17, whose product is annotated as bifunctional phosphoribosylaminoimidazolecarboxamide formyltransferase/IMP cyclohydrolase. Gene Ontology annotation, cellular component: cytosol. The record is from RefSeq and is a predicted model, not a curated record. The transcript has a single exon. The coding region runs from base 403 to 2172 and encodes 589 amino acids. Gene Ontology annotation, molecular function: phosphoribosylaminoimidazolecarboxamide formyltransferase activity; IMP cyclohydrolase activity. Lineage: Eukaryota; Fungi; Ascomycota; Pichiomycetes; Serinales; Metschnikowiaceae. Gene Ontology annotation, biological process: 'de novo' IMP biosynthetic process.
GCAUCCCCCGUUUUGACGGCAGCCCCACCAAAAUCCGACAAGCCGCCCUCCACUGGUCCGCCGGCCUGGUACCCGAGUCACCGUUUGCGCGGAGCGGGCUUUCUGACUCCCGCGAAUUAGGAGUGCACACCCGUGCCUCUAAUUUCAAUCUGUGGAAAAUUCACCCAGAAAAUUCCGCAACGUUUAAGACCCCAGAUCCCUCUCAGAUUGCGUGCGCCUGCCAGUGACUAUCUUCCUCCUGAACCCGUGAACUCAUCUUCACCACCAGUUGUCUUUUGCAUCCCUCCAAUCGCUGCCCGCUAGCUUUUGUCCCCCGCCCCCGUACCGGAGAAGAGAACCACCGUUUGCACCACCUGCUGCGCCUUAUCUAGUCCAGACAACACCAGAAUAUCUACAUCCAUCAUGCCCCACACAAAAACCGCUAUUUUGUCCGUGUACAACAAGACGGGCUUGCUCGACUUGGCCAAGGGCUUGGCCAACGCCAACGUCAGAAUCUUGGCCUCCGGCGGUACCGCCAAGAUGGUCAGGGAAGCCGGGUUUCCCGUUGAGGAUGUGUCGCUGAUCACCCACGCCCCUGAGAUGUUGGGCGGCAGAGUCAAGACCUUGCACCCCGCGGUGCACGGCGGUAUCUUGGCCAGAAACAUCGAGACCGACGAGGCCGACUUGUCCGCGCAGGGCAUCGACAAGGUUGACUUCGUGGUGUGCAACUUGUACCCCUUCAAGGAGACCGUGUCCAAGGCCGCCGUGACCAUUGAGGAGGCGGUCGAGGAGGUCGACAUUGGCGGCGUGACUUUGUUGAGAGCCGCGGCCAAGAACCACGCCAGAGUCACCAUCUUGUCCGACCCACAAGACUACUCGGUGUUCUUGCAGGAGUUGAAGGCCGGCGAGAUCUCCAAGGACACCAGAAACAGAUUGGCCUUGAAGGCCUUCGAGCAUACCGCCGACUACGACGUUGCCAUUUCCGACUUCUUCAGAAAGCAGUACGCCGAGAACAUCUCCCAGAUGCCUUUGAGAUACGGCGCCAACCCCCACCAGAAGCCAGCCCAGGCCUACGUGUCCCAAGGCGAGUUGCCCUUCAAGGUUUUGGGCGGCUCCCCGGGCUACAUCAACUUGUUGGACGCCUUGAACUCGUGGCCGUUGGUCAAGGAGUUGUCCGCCUCGUUGAACUUGCCUGCGGCUGCUUCCUUCAAGCACGUCUCGCCUGCCGGUGUCGCCGUUGGCUUGCCCUUGUCGGACGUCGAGAAGAAGAUCUACUUCGUCGAGGACAUUGAGAACUUGUCGCCAUUGGCCAACGCGUACGCCAGAGCCAGAGGCGCUGACAGAAUGUCCUCCUUCGGUGACUGGAUCGCUUUGUCCAACAUUGUCGAUCUCCCAACCGCACAGAUUAUCUCCAAGGAGGUUUCCGACGGUGUCAUUGCCCCUGGCUACUCCAAGGAGGCCUUGGAGAUCUUGAAGAAGAAGAAGGGCGGCAAGUACUGCAUCUUGAAGAUCGACCCCAACUUCACCCCCGACAACCUCGAGUCCAGACAGGUCUACGGCAUCACCUUGCAGCAGAAGAGAAACGACGCCAUCAUCAAGGGCUCCUCGUUCAAGGAAAUCGUGUCCAAGAACAAGUCCUUGACCGAGCAAAGUAUCGUUGACUUGACCGUUGCCACCAUCGCCUUGAAGUACACGCAGUCCAACUCCGUGUGCUACGCCAAGAACGGUAUGGUCAUCGGCUUAGGCGCUGGCCAGCAGUCCAGAAUCCACUGCACCAGAUUGGCUGGCGACAAGGCCGACAACUGGUGGUUGAGACAGCACCCUAGAGUGUUGGGCUUCAAGUGGGCCAAGGGCGUCAAGAGACCUGAGAAGUCCAACGCCAUCGACUUGUACGUGUCGGGCCAGAUUCCUAAGUCCGAGCCUGAGAAGACCGAGUACGAGAGCAAGUUCUCCGAGCUUCCUGAGCCUUUGACCGAGGAAGAGAGAACCGAGUGGUUGAACAAGAUGUCUGAGGUCGCCUUGUCCUCGGAUGCGUUCUUCCCAUUCCCAGACAAUGUCUACAGAGCCGCCAAGUCCGGCGUCAAGUACGUGGCUGCGCCUUCCGGAUCUGUCAUGGACAAGGCCGUGUUCGCGGCCGCCGACUCGAACGACAUGGUGUACGUGGAGAACCCAAUCCGUUUGUUCCACCACUAAGUCUAAUUCUACUGCGCGGCAGCGUCUCGCGCUGCCGCGUUUUCCUUGCACCCCCCA